UGAGUUAGGGUGAGCAUUCCCCAUCGGCCUCCCAUCUAUAUCGCCUCUGACAAAAUUUCAAGCGGAUCAGAGGGAAAGAGAGAGCUUCGAGGGAGUUCGGGGAUCGCAUCGAUGGACCGUGGCGGCCAGGGUGGAACCGGCGGUGCGAUGGACCAUGCGGUCGUGAGUAGGAUGAUGCUUAAGUUUCGGCCGAUAGCACCAAAACCUGUCAGCGGAGAAACCACGUCGGGGACGGGUACUUCGGAGUCGAGCGAGCUCUCGAACUUGUCCAGUGGUAAAGUAAAAUUGCCCAAGAGAAAGUACGUUAGGAGUCGUAAGAAUAACAUCAAGAGAUCAUCAUCUGCAAAGAGGACGGGAAAGUUAUCAAGGCAAGAUAAAGAAGAUGGAUCACCGGACGACGAGAAAGAGAAGGAGGAGGAGGAGGAGGAGGAGAACGUGAAUACCCUCCGAUUACUUCCCGAGAUGGCCGAAGAAGAGCCUAAAGUUGACGACCAAAGGUUAUCUUUAUUUUCAACUGUUCAUGUUAGCGACCUAGAGAAACCCUUGUCGCAGGCGGACUCGACAACAAACGGUCGGGUUACAACGGAGCAAUCCUCCCACUUUGGUUUGGACUUGCCCGAACAUCAGCCGUAUGAUGAAAGUUCCAACAUCAUAAGUCUCAACUACCAAUUAUUAUUUCAUCCCCCUGAACAGCCCGUGAUGAUGCAGGACUCGAGAGUUUUAGUGUCUAAGGUGAUGGCUGUGGUGGAGACUGUCACGGUGGAUUUCCACACGACCACUGAUCCCCGAGAACUCGGAGUUACUGACACGGAGAUAAUCGAGAACCUAGGAUUGGACACAAGUCCAGGGUUUGUGUCGGACUCGUCGAGCAAGAUCUGCUGGGUGAACGGAGCUUUUAGGAGGAUGGUAAUGGCCAUGGGAGGUCAAAGUUGGCCGCCACUUCCCCCGGUGGAGUCGGCAGCAGUGCUGGUAGUGAAAGAGAGGCUGCCCGACUGGUGCCGAGCAUUUUCGGGAUGGGUGAGGGUGAAGCUGCAACGAGCUGGUCGGCCUCACCGUGGUACCGUCGACGAGGAGUCAUCCGAGAAGAGUUACUGCAAUUGGCAGCAAGUGGUGCCGUGCGAUGUGUGGAGAAUGGAGUGUGGAGGGUUUGCAUGGAGGCUCGACCUCAAAGCUGCUCUCACUCUCGGCCGCUUAACUUGAAGAGGUCUAGCUAAUUAAAUCGAGGGAGCAAAAAUAUUAUCAUCUCUACUAGGAUCAGGAGGAAUAUAAUAUAUAUAUAUAUAUAUAUAUAUAUAUAUGUACAAUAAUGCAUGUGGCCAGGUUGUAUUUGCAGGGAGACCAGGAGAGGACGUACGAAAAGGUAUGAGUAAACGGGUUUAAAGAGCGAUGGAUCAACUGACAUGUGGAUUGCUGAGAAACAAGAAUUAAUGUUUGUGUCACAUCAUCAAAAACUCUUUUUUUUUUCCUUCCCCUGUUAGGGUUAAAAUCCCUUUUUUGAAUUAAGCCCGUCUAAUGUGAAAUUCUGAACUUCUAGAGCAUGUCCCCACGUCACGUUGUGCUGUUGGUUGACUAAACUCCAAAAUACAUCAACAUCCAUCUCAAUUACUUGGAAAA
Punica granatum (pomegranate) is the source of this 1614-nucleotide messenger RNA. Lineage: Eukaryota; Viridiplantae; Streptophyta; Magnoliopsida; Myrtales; Lythraceae. The record is from RefSeq and is a predicted model, not a curated record.